Messenger RNA from Musa acuminata subsp. malaccensis (wild Malaysian banana), 1573 nucleotides. The record is from RefSeq and is a predicted model, not a curated record. NCBI's taxonomy places the organism in Eukaryota, Viridiplantae, Streptophyta, Magnoliopsida, Zingiberales, Musaceae.
AGAAUAGGAUUCGGAUACGAAAGACAACGAUCAUGUAAGGGCAGCUCUAGUGUUGAAGCUCUAACAUUUUAUUGGUAACUUUAUGUGUUGUUUUCUGGGACUUUAUGUGUUGAUCUAUAAGGUGUUUUUUGUUAGCAAAUGUUGCACAUCUUUAUUCUUUGUUUCUUCAUUAUAUCUGAAGCAUGCUUUUGCAGUGGGUGACGGAAAUGUUCUCACAUUUUCAAAUCAGUUUUCUCAUGAACUUCUCAUCUUUGUACCGUAUGUUGAACUUACGGAAUGGUCUGGACGAGUGGAGAGUCGAAGAAUCUUGUUCUCUUUUGUUGUAGGUGGUCCUUCGAACUGCAAGUUUGGUCACUACAAAUCGAUGGUCUCUUCUUCCCAGUUUGCGUAGGUCUUGCAGGUUAAGAUGGCGUUCGAAUUCAUGAGCACCUAACUUGACAUACUUUCGGCGACGAGUAAAUUUGAUAUCUUCAAUUUAUUUGCAAGUUCUGUACAAAAAAUUGGCAGUGUGUGGAAAUGACUCUUCACAAGGAUUAAUUACUCAGGAAAUCCAUAGCCCAUCAUCUUUUCUCUAAUCCUUUUAAUUUUUGACUUGAAGUAGUGUUAGUUAGCUCAACAUCUCUAAACCUUGAUUGCAACCUCACAUGAUUGAUUGGCUCCCACGAAGGCCAUGGUGCCUUCCACUCACCUUGCUGAAGCUUCAUAUUUCUGAAUUGUAGAUCUGAGUCAAUUACGAUCGAAUUAUGAUCGUUAAUUAUAAUUCGGUGAUCAAUUGGGAGAAGCGACUCCAAAGUCGGUGCUAAGCUUGAUGGGCACGAAUGGGUUGAUGUUUUACCAUCUCAAGAGUCAUCUUCAGAAGUACAGACUCGGAAAGCAAACCAGAAGGGAGACAAGCCAGGAAGCAAAGAAAAAUGGAAGCAAUUCAAGCAAGACUAAUUGUUCCUCUACCACCAACAGUGACGUCUCUAGAACAGACGGUGUCGGCCAUGCAGAGAAAUACUUCUUGGAGAGGCGUUGCGCUAUCAGAUCGAAGUGCAGAGGAAACUGCAGGAGCAACUCGUGGUACAGAAGAAAUUGCAAAUGAGAAUCGAGGCUCUGGGGAAGUGCUUGUAAGCAAUACGGGAGAAAGCUCAGAAGAUCUUUGUUUCGACAUGAAUGGCUCGUCAGGCAGUUUGGAAGCCACCAGAGCCCAGCUUACGGAUUUCGACCUGCCACUAUCAGGCUUGACGGAGAACGUCGGUCGGGUUUGCGAAGAGAAGCACUCGGAGCUGAGAGAAGUGCGGUAAGAGGAAAACAUCAAGAAGAGGAACGAUUCAGAGUUUCAACUUUAUCAGGAAGGUAGAGAUGAGGCCGAGGACAGUUCUCUUCUUCUGCUGGAUUUGAAUGUGAAAGGAAGCAGAGGUGAGAUGGUUGGUGGAUCAAGAGGAAACGACUUGGAUCUCAGAAUCCAAACGCAGGGGUUGUAAACCAGCUUUGACUGUCGAUUCUGCACUUGCAGACACAUCCGAUGCUGUCAUUGUGCGCAUCGAGUUGAUAUCGAAUCUAUGUUUCUUUCCUACAGCGUAAAUCUUUA